GUUACGACUCAGCCGAGGCGUUAGUCGCGAUAUUUGUCUCAAUAGAAACAGAAAUCUGAGAACCCCUCAUUUCUCUCUCUCUCUCUCUAGGGUUUUGCCCUCCUCUUUAAAUGGCUGGGGGAUUCAGAGUUCUUCAUCUUGUCAGGCCAUUUCUGGCAUUCUUGCCUGAAGUUCAAAGUGCUGAUAGGAAAAUCCCAUUCAGAGAGAAGGUGAUCUAUACUGUAAUCUCUCUGUUCAUCUUCCUUGUUUGCAGUCAGCUUCCCCUAUAUGGCAUACAUUCGACAACUGGAGCAGAUCCUUUUUACUGGAUGCGUGUUAUUCUUGCAUCCAACCGUGGGACUGUUAUGGAACUCGGAAUUACGCCAAUAGUAACUUCAGGACUUGUGAUGCAACUCCUAGCCGGGUCAAAGAUCAUUGAAGUUGACAAUAGUGUACGUGAAGAUCGUGCUCUUCUAAAUGGUGCGCAGAAGUUACUUGGUAUACUCAUUGCAAUUGGAGAGGCAGUAGCAUAUGUUUUAUCUGGGAUGUAUGGUAGUGUCAACCAGCUUGGAACUGGGAAUGCUAUCCUUAUAAUUCUUCAGCUUUUCUUUGCUGGUAUCAUUGUCAUUUGUUUGGACGAGCUUCUCCAGAAAGGAUAUGGGCUAGGUUCCGGUAUCUCGUUGUUCAUUGCCACCAACAUCUGUGAAAAUAUUAUCUGGAAGGCAUUUAGCCCCACAACCAUAAACUCUGGACGGGGUGCUGAAUUUGAAGGUGCUGUUAUUGCCUUGUUCCAUUUGCUAAUAACUCGAACAGAUAAAGUCCGUGCUCUUCGCGAGGCUUUCUAUCGUCAAAAUCUUCCAAAUGUGACAAACUUACUAGCCACUGUAUUGGUGUUCCUCAUUGUUAUCUACUUCCAAGGUUUUCGUGUUGUUCUUCCUGUGAGAUCAAAGAAUGCCCGGGGACAACAAGGAUCUUAUCCGAUCAAGUUGUUUUACACCUCCAACAUGCCCAUAAUUUUACAGUCCGCACUUGUUUCUAAUCUGUACUUCAUUUCACAGCUACUCUACAGGAGGUUCAGCGGAAAUUUCUUCGUAAACCUUCUGGGCAAGUGGAAGGAAUCUGAGUAUUCUGGUGGUCAGUUCAUUCCUGUAGGUGGUCUUGCUUACUACAUUACCGCACCAUCAAGCUUGGCAGAUAUGGCUGCAAAUCCAUUCCAUGCACUUUUCUAUGUUGUCUUUAUGCUUACUGCUUGUGCUCUUUUCUCCAAAACGUGGAUAGAGGUGUCUGGUUCAUCAGCAAGAGAUGUUGCCAAGCAACUUAAGGAGCAACAAAUGGUAAUGCCUGGUCAUCGCGAGUCAAAUCUACAGAAGGAAUUGAACAGAUACAUUCCUACUGCUGCAGCUUUUGGUGGUAUGUGCAUUGGCGCGCUGACAGUCCUUGCAGAUUUCAUGGGUGCAAUUGGUUCAGGAACGGGUAUUUUGCUUGCUGUGACAAUUAUAUACCAGUAUUUUGAAACAUUUGAGAAGGAGAGAGCUACUGAGCUUGGUUUCUUUGGUCUGUGAUAUGUUUGCGUUCGCAUGGAACAAGAUAGUGAUUCCCACUGACAGUUUUGGUUAGGGGAGACAAAGGUUCCAGUUAAUCCUUAAUGUCAAGCUAGCUGGAGAAGUUGGGAAGAGUUGUAGAAUAUGUUAACCCUUUUAAAGGAGAGAGAAUAUGUUUGGUUCUGGUUAAUGAUGCAAGAAACUGAUGCUUUUUGGUUCCAUCAGGAUAUGUUACUAAUUGCCGUCUC
Molecule: messenger RNA, 1768 nt
Organism: Asparagus officinalis (garden asparagus)
Lineage: Eukaryota; Viridiplantae; Streptophyta; Magnoliopsida; Asparagales; Asparagaceae
Product: protein transport protein Sec61 subunit alpha-like
Exons: 7
Coding region: 111-1541 (476 amino acids)
Biological process (GO): SRP-dependent cotranslational protein targeting to membrane, translocation; post-translational protein targeting to membrane, translocation
Cellular component (GO): Sec61 translocon complex; membrane
Molecular function (GO): transmembrane protein transporter activity; ribosome binding; signal sequence receptor activity
Source: RefSeq, a predicted model, not a curated record